Molecule: messenger RNA, 2299 nt
Organism: Lottia gigantea (owl limpet)
Lineage: Eukaryota; Metazoa; Mollusca; Gastropoda; Lottiidae
Exons: 2
Coding region: 1-894 (297 amino acids)
Source: RefSeq, a predicted model, not a curated record
AUGGCUAGAACUAUUCAUUACAAUAUCAAAUGUAACUCACUGGUCAUUCACAAUUAUUCAAGUGAAGAGAAAGACAGAGAUAUAGAAAGGCUGAGAGCUGAAAACAAUUCACUAAAAGAAUUACUCUUACACAGAAAUACUGCGGACGACGCAGCAUCAAUUAGCAGUACAGAUGACAACAAUAGAGCUAGAAAGAAUGAAUGUAACUCGCAGAUAUCCUCACAGCCUUUUGCAAACCGUUUCCCCUCUGACAAAAACAAUUUGAACAACGUCAGCCAAAAUAUAGAUUUUGAUACAGAUAAAACGGAACUGAAACGUACCCCAUCUACCAAUUCAGGGUAUGACCAAGUUGUACCAGUAUAUCUCGACUUUCCCACUCUAGGUAAUUAUCAGAAUAUCCCACAAUGUUUGUGGAAAAAGACACCUAAAGGAAACCAGCAUAAUACCAGUAAAGACAGCUAUAAACAAGAUAGCGCGAGAAUUACCCAGCAAGAUGUAACCACACGUUACGUUAGGAUGCCCAGGACUAACAAUCAACAUCCGGUUCAUGAACAAGCACCUCCUCUUCCAAAACGAAAAUCACCAGCGUACGUAGCUAAGAAAACCCACACAGAGAUAUAUGGGUCCAACUCCGAAGCUACUAUUAACAAUGAAGCUGAUGAUGAAAACGAUACAUAUCAAUCCAUCGGCUAUCUAAAUAGAGACAAAAAAAGCACACCAAAUACUGCAAGAUCAGAUAACCUUGGUAAUCAGUUUUCAAGUUGUCAUAUAACUUAUGAUAAAGUAGUGGACGAAAGAUACCUUAAAAACACAGAUUUAGCAAAUAACUUCGAAAAGGAAGAACACAAGAACGUAAGCGGUCGUAUACUCAAGACACAACUAUUUUUUAUAUAGAUGUCAAAGAUAUGCCCUUUUAUAUGGCGAAUCCCUAUAAUACAAUUUUAUAAACCUUUCACUGAUCUAAACUAGAUAUAUUUAUUUGACAAAGCACCAAAAAUCAAAAUAUGAAAUAUAUUUACAGAACAUAAUAUCUCAAACUGAAUUUAAAAAGCUGUCUGACAAUGACAAAAAUAAAUAGUGCUUUUUAAAAUAUGUCCUCUUACAACUUGAAACGAUCGAUUUCUCGAUGUAUAUAUAUGUAAAUUGUGUUAAAAGUAGGUUCGCCUUACACAACACUUGUUUUGACUGUAUGUGUUUUUUCUAUUUAAAAAUAACAAACAUCGUGUUACAUUCGGUUGUAUACUGCACAUUGCAAGUGCGCAGAAAUUAACAUUGCAGGAGAUCAAUAUAAAAGAAAUUGUAUAUUGCCGGUGAUUGUGGGUACAGGGGGUGUAUUUGCCCUCCUAGAAAAAUGGUUUGCACUUCCAUUUGUGCCUCCACUUCACUUAUAAGAAUUUAAAAAUAUGCAUUUCAUACGUUUUUAUGCACAGAAUCAUGCCAGAAUGCACCAAAUCAAUUAUAUUUUUCAAAUAUUCUCUUGAGGAGAAUCCUCCCAGACACACUAUGGGAGGCUUGCGUCUAUGGUGCUCCCAUAGAACUGCAUUAUUUCGAAUUCGACCUUGACAGCUGCCCCCCCAUUAAAUCAGUUGUACACACACACAAUCCGAGGAUUAAUGUCAUAUUACUACUGAUGUCAUUGUUCACAUUUACCGCAAUGGUGUGAACAGCGGCGGUGCCAGCCUUCCGACUAAGGGUACAAAUAAGGAGCGGACGGACUUAUUUGAUGGACAACUGUCGAAGCUGAAUUCAAUAUUCGGAACCUCUGUAGAGGCGCCAUGGUCGCAAGCCUCUCAUAGCCUCUAAAAGGGUUCUCACAAAAGAAAAUUUUCGAAAAUAAGAAUUAAUUUGGUUAUUUAGUUGAUUUUGACAAUUAUAAAAAUCAUAUGCAACCAUUUUUCUAGGGGGGUGGGGGGGGGGGAUGCCCUCCAGUCCACGCCCCAGGUACCUCCACUAGCACCGCCAGUGGAAGCAUUUGUGAAUGAUGAAUUCAAGAUAUGUUAAAACUCUAGCCAGCUGCUUUGUUAGUGAAUAUGUAUUUUUUCAAUGUGAAUCAUAGAUUUCACAAGAAAUGUUUUAAGAAAAAAUCUGUCCUAUGACUAUAAAUUCCUUUUCAUUGAUUUAAGUAGGUAUUUCUACCAAUGUGGAAAUUGAACUCUGGACCUUCAAGUUAGCGACAAAGACAGUGUCGAACUCAGUGAACCACAAUCGCCUUGUAAAUAGAAGUAAAUAUAUACCAAAUAAUAUGUCGUAGAUAUUUGUUGUCGCAUGUUUUAUUCAUUAUAUAAAAAAUAUUACGUUC